This is a messenger RNA of Guillardia theta CCMP2712, 400 nucleotides long. RefSeq lists its product as hypothetical. NCBI's taxonomy places the organism in Eukaryota, Cryptophyceae, Pyrenomonadales, Geminigeraceae. The transcript has 2 exons. The coding region runs from base 8 to 307 and encodes 99 amino acids. The record is from RefSeq and is a predicted model, not a curated record.
UACCGACAUGGAGGACAUGCUGGCGAGCUCGGUCGCUCGCUGCGGGCUCUACUCCUCCCCGAUUCUCCACCAAGGGCAGGCGAUGCAGCCAAAGCUUGCUCUGAAGAGUCUGCCGGGAUUGGGAGCCUUUGCUUCUCCUCCUCUCUUUGCGAGCAGGGGAUCAGGCUCUGCUUUCUCACUUCCGAUGGUUAACGGAGGAGAGCAACAGAGGCUAGCGGGAUGGACGGGGAUGGGCUCAGCGUCGCCAGGACGGGGAUCAUUGAGGGAAGAAUUGCAGGCGAUGAGGACGCGACAAGGUUUGGUGUGAGGUUUCAUGUUACAUAGAAGAGACAAUCAUGAACAGGGGGAGGUAGAGUUGAAAUGUAGUAAGGGCGAUCUUCAUGAAAUGGCGGUUUAUUUA